GGCUGAGUGGCACGGCAAGCGCCCAGCCCCGGCGGAGGAGAGCUCCCGUGGCACGGCUCGGGGGCACCUGCCCGGCCCCGCGCUCAACUCUCCCGGAAACGCCGCGGCUCGGCCCUGCCGCCUCCGGGGCCCGGCGCGCGCCUCCCGGAACAGCCUCUCCUCCCGCCAUUUUCGGCGCGCGCUCAGGUGCCGAGCUGCGGCCUGCGGGUGCCGGGCCUGGGAAGACGCGCGCAGCCAUGGCCGCGGGCGUGGACGGCGGGGACGCGGCGGGCGCCAGGCAGCACGUGUUCUUGAUCCCAGAAUCUGUAAAAGAUGCUGCAAAGAAGAUGAGGAGCGGGCUCAUGUUUGUCAAACUGGUUAGUCCGUGCUCAGGGGAAGGAGCCAUGUACUUGUUCAAUAUGUGUCUGCAGCAGCUGUUUGAAAUCAAAGUUUUCAAGGAGAAACACCAUUCUUGGUUUAUAAAUCAAUCAGUUCAAUCAGGAGGUCUUCUCCACUUUGCCACGCCCAUGGACCCUCUAUUUCUGCUGCUGCACUACCUCAUGAAGGCAGAUAAAGAGGGAAAGUUUCAGCCCCUGGCUCAAGUUGUGGUGGAUGACAUAUACCCAGAUUGUGUCUUAUUGCUGAAACUUCCAGAACUGGAGAAGCUACUUCGCCAUGUGACUGAAGAGAAAGAAAUAGACAACAGAAAAUAUUAUAAAUAUAGCAAAGAGAAGACCUUAAAGUGGCUGGAAAAAAAGGUGAAUCAAACUAAGGCUGCAUUAAAAACCAAUAAUAUCAAUGUUGGUAACCGGGUCCAAUCAACAGCAUUUUUCUCUGGUAACCAAGUUGCCAGUGACAGUGAAGAGGAUUAUCUGCGCUAUGCGCAUGGUCUGAUAUCCGAUUACAUCCCUAAGGAAUUAAGUGAUGACUUAUCUAAAUACUUGAAGCUGCCAGAACCUCCAGCUCUAUUGCCAAAUCCUCCAGCAAAGAAAAUAAAGUUAUCAGAUGAGCCUGUAGAAGCAACAGAAGAUUACACUAAGUUUAACACUAAAGAUUUGAAGACUGAAAAGAAAAAUAGCAAAAUGACCGCAGCUCAGAAGGCUUUGGCUAAAGUUGACAAGAGUGGAAUGAAAAGUAUUGAUUCCUUUUUUGGUGCAAAAAAUAAAAAAAAGAAAUGAAAGAUUUGGAACUUUGUAAAAUGAAGUCUAACAAAAAUGACUUGGUUUUUAUUUGCUCUAUUUUGAUCUUUUUCAAAGCCACUGUACUUCCUGUCAGUAUCUUUUGGGUGGAAAAAAUGAAACUAACAAAAGCCAGGAGCUUUCAGGGUUUUGUUUUUUUUUCAACGUUUGAUUUUUGUGUUUCUAAAGAAAAUCUGGGAAAAUAAUUGUUUGAAUUCAUGGCAGCGGCCUCUGGAGUGUCAGUUGCCAUAAUGAAAAGUGAUCAAGUGAGCAACAGUAACAGUGUCGUCACAAAUUCCUGAAUAAACUCAUCUGUGACAGUUUUUAAGCAUGUGCCUUACUUUAUGUAAUUUUGCCACACAAUAGCUAAAGCAGUAUGGUUUUCAACAUACUGGGAGAGUGGCUAACAAAAUCAUGGGGUAAAUUACUUUUGCUUUAGGUUUUCAUAAUUUUGUUUUUCUGAAUACAUUUAUUUAUGUGAAAAAAAAAUAGACAACAGUAUAAAUAGCGCUCCCAUUUGCUGAUUAACUCCCCAAAUACUUACUGCUGCUGAGCAAGCUGGAGCCUGGAGCCCAAAGCACGAUCCAGGUCCCUUGUUAGGCAGCAGGAUUCCGAUCCCAGGAACGGUCCUUGCUGCUGCCUGGAUCUGCAUCAGCAGAAAGCCUAGCCAGGAGCCGGAGCUGGUUGUCAACCCUGGCACUCCAGUGUGGGAUGUGCUGUCUUAGCUAGAAGGUCAGAGGUCUGUCCCUGAUGAUUCAAUGACAAUGAACUGGUUUGCACAUUUAUAUGAUUUGUAAAAGGUCAUGGAAGAAUCAGAUUAUGUGUAAAUAUUUGUAUACGUCAGUGUUCCCUUAGAAUGGAGUUUUUACAUAUGGGCUUACGGGUUCAAAAAUGAAUUUUUUAAAGGUAAAUUUGUGGCAAUAUGUUUCACAGAAAGCUAACAGUAUCUGCACACCAACGAAUAGUAAGUGCAAGUUCUUGUCUUACUAACUACCGCCUCGUUGGCUUUGAACAUGAGAGGGAAAAAUAUACUUGACUGUAGUUUUAAUUCACAUUCCUCUGCUAGUAAUAAUAUUAAGCAUUUAGUCCCACAUCUGCUGAUUGUCAUCUUACAGAGAAUUGUCUGUUUUGUGUCUUUUGUUAAGUUAUUACGUUGUUAGUAUUUUUCUUAUUGACUAAAAGUUGUUUUCUAUCGCUUAA
This is a messenger RNA of Ochotona curzoniae (black-lipped pika), 2357 nucleotides long. It is a transcript of the gene RNASEH2B, whose product is annotated as ribonuclease H2 subunit B. The coding region runs from base 237 to 1157 and encodes 306 amino acids. Gene Ontology annotation, cellular component: ribonuclease H2 complex; nucleoplasm. Gene Ontology annotation, biological process: RNA catabolic process; ribonucleotide metabolic process. The record is from RefSeq and is a predicted model, not a curated record. Lineage: Eukaryota; Metazoa; Chordata; Mammalia; Lagomorpha; Ochotonidae. The transcript has 11 exons.